AUGUAUAUUAAAACACUUACCAUCCAAGGAUUCAAAUCAUACCGAGAUCAAACUGCUAUCGAACCAUUCUCUCCAGCCCACAAUGUUGUAGUUGGUAGGAAUGGAAGCGGAAAGAGCAACUUUUUUGCCGCAAUCCGGUUCGUGUUAUCCGAUGCGUAUACCUCCAUGUCGAAACAGGAGCGCCAGUCCCUUCUUCACGAAGGUGUUUCAACGGCGCAGACCAUGAGUGCAUACGUCGAGAUCGUUUUCGACAAUUCUGACAAUCGUUUUCCCACUGGUAAAGACACGGUUAUCCUUCGGCGCACGAUUGGUCUCAAGAAAGACGAGUACAGCUUGGACAGGAAGUCCGCGAGCAAGGGCGAUGUUAUGAAUCUACUAGAGUCUGCAGGGUUUAGUCGAAGCAAUCCUUACUAUAUUGUACCACAGGGAAGGAUUACUUCUCUUACCAACGCCAAGGACCACGAACGACUAGCACUGCUUAAAGAGGUUGCUGGCACUAAAGUCUACGAACAGCGCCGAGUUGAAAGCUUAAAGAUUAUGGAAGAAACAGAUGCCAAACGUUCGAAGAUUGCUGAGCUACUUUCGUACAUCGCCACACGGCUUGAAGAGUUAGAAGGAGAAAAAGAUGAAUUAAAGGAGUUUCACAAUGCAGAUCGAGAGCGACGGUGCUUGGAGUAUGCACUCUACACGCGUGAGCUGGAGGAGGUUGCCAAUAACUUGGAACAACUCGAAGAAGAAAGAAAACAGGAGAUACACGCUGCCAAUACUGCCCGGACAUCUUUUACUCAGCGCGAAGAACAACUCGCCGCUUUUGAGCGACAAAUAUCAUCUCACAGACAAACACUUGCAAUUCUUGGGUCUACUCGACCCGCACUCCGGGUCGAUCUCGCUGAUCUUACUGCGACCCGAGCAAAGGCUCAACUCGCUAUCCAAGAUCUACAGGAGCGGGGGGAGAUGGGGGAACAACGCCGAGAAGAAAUGCAGACUGAACUAGAGACAAUUGAAGCCAGAGCUGCAGAGGUCGAAGCAGGUCUGGCCGAAAUUCGACCCGAAUGGGAGGAAGUUGUUGAGCAGGAGAAAGAGGAGAAACGUUUGAUGGAUAACGCUCAAACUCGAUUGGGAGCAUUACAUGCAAAACAAGGGCGCAUUUCGCGAUUUAGUUCGCGUGCGGAACGUGACAAUUACCUUAGGGGUGAAAUCAAAGGGCUGAAAACUGCAGAAUCGGCGGUUGUGCAGUCUCUGAAUGCAGCGGAAGAAGAGAUAGCCUCUCUAAAAGAGAAGACAGAAGACAUACAUAGACGAACUGCGGAGUCCCGUGAACAAGUCCAGGAAAAGGGCAAUUCACUUACUCAGCUCGGCGAAGAGAUCGUACAGAAGAAUGCAAAAAAAGCAAAGCUUGUCGAACAGCGGAAGGAGUUGUGGAGGGAGGAUACAAAGUACGAACAGCUUGUUGGGUCUGCGAAGGACGAGCUGCAUGCGGCUCAGAGGGCAUUGGCGGGAAUGAUGGACCGAGAUACUGGUAGUGGCCUUCGGGCAGUAGAUCGGAUCACAGAACAGCUGGGUCUCGAAGGCGUUUAUGGUCCGCUUUACCGCUUGUUUGAGAUACCUGACAAAAAGUACAGCACAGCAAUUGAACAAACCGCUGGCAACAGUCUAUUUCAUGUCGUCGUUGACACUGAUGCCACAGCCCAGAAAGUAUUGGAGGUUCUGCAACGCGAAAAGUCGGGCCGGGUAACAUUCAUGCCCUUGAAUCGGCUGAAACCUAAGCUUGUACCGUUUCCCCAAGCCCCGGAUGCCAUCCCACUCAUUGACCGAUUGCAAUUCGAUCCAUUACACCGUCGGGCAUUCGAACAAGUGUUUGGCAAGACAGCUGUCUGCGAGAACUUACAAGUUGCUGCGGCAUAUGUAAGAAGCCACGGGUUGAACACUAUAACUCUUGAAGGAGACAAAGUCGAUCGAAAGGGUGCAUUGACCGGAGGCUAUCAUGACGUUCGGCGAUCCCGCAUCGAAACUAUUCGUGCUGUUAAACAUUGGACACAGAAGUAUGAGGCCGACUCAAAAAUUCUCGCCGAGAUCAAAGCUCAGGAUGCGCAGCUUGAACAAGAAAUUACCAAGCUAACAGGAGAGAUACAAGUCUUGACGAGCAAACGCACCCAAGCACAGGCUAUGCGUGCAGGACUGGCCGAUGAGGCAUAUGCACUAGACGUGGAGCAAACUCGCCUUGCUGCCCGUAUUGAGCAACUUGAGAGAGCCAAAGCCGAACAGGAAGCAGAUAUUCAAGACAUGAGGUUACGAAGGGAGACCUAUGAUGCAGAGAUGAAGACUCCACUUGCUGCGGGAUUGAGCCAGCAAGAAAUCGACGAAAUGGAGGAAUUAGGAAGAGAGGCGGACGCGAGGAAGAAAACGUUACUAGAAGUUGGGAAGCGAAAAACUGAAUUGGGUAUGCGGAAGAAUAUGCUCGAAAUUGAGUUGAGAGAGAGCUUGAAACGCAAGAAGGAUGAACUCCGGACGAAAAUCGACUCCCUGGCGCAUGUAGACACUGACGAUCUGGAAUCGACUGGAGCGGAUUUGGCUGCUAAAACGCAGGAAUUAGAUGCGCUCAACGAUUCGAUUACAACGUUGCAGGAUCGUAUCACGGGCACGUUGUUCACCGAGUUUGAGCAUGAUAAGCUCACAUCGGAACUGAACAAACUCAUGGCUCAGGUAGAGAAACUGCAGACUCAACAAGUUGAAGACAGUCGUGGUAUCUCUCGGCAACAAAAAAGCACGGAAAGAUACUUAACCAAACGACAGGUCCUCCUGACCCGCAAGGAUGAAUGCAAUACCAAGAUUCGAGACCUGGGUGUAUUACCCGAAGAAGCUUAUGAGAAAUACGUCAAUGAGCGUAUAGAUAAGCUUGUUAAACGCCUUCACAAUGCAAAAGAGAAUCUUAAGAAGUUUGCACACGUUAACAAGAAGGCAUUUGAACAAUAUACGAAUUUUACGAAACAACGAGAGCAAUUUAUUAAACGGCGGGAAGAUCUGGACGAGUCUGCUAAUUCAAUUACGGAGCUGAUUGAAAGUUUGGAUCGUCAAAAGGACGAGGCGAUUGAACGUACAUUUAAACAGGUCUCGAAGAAUUUUGAAGAAGUAUUCGAGAAACUAGUGCCUGCCGGCAGGGGCAGGUUGAUCAUGCAGAAGAGACUUGAUAUGGAUCAGGAUGAUGACGAUGAUGACGACGCUGGCCAGCAGAGUUCUAUUGAUAAUUAUACUGGAGUGUCCAUCAAGGUGUCUUUUAACUCGAAAGUCGAUGAGGGGUUGCGGAUACAACAGCUUUCUGGCGGGCAAAAGUCACUGGUGGCCCUAGCAACAGUAUUUGCGAUCCAAAAAUGCGACCCAGCCCCCUUCUAUCUGUUUGAUGAGAUUGACGCAAACCUCGAUGCUCAAUACCGUACUGCAGUAGCAUCUAUGAUUCACGAACUCUCUUCAAACGCUCAAUUCAUUACCACCACUUUCCGUCCCGAAAUGCUUGUACGCGCUGACAAGUUCUAUGGAGUCUUGUUCAACAAUCAGAAAAUCAGCUCCAUUCGAAGCAUCACACGCGAAGAAGCACAAGAAUUUGUCGAGCAAGAAACUGCGGCUCAAUGA
Molecule: messenger RNA, 3627 nt
Organism: Rhizoctonia solani
Lineage: Eukaryota; Fungi; Basidiomycota; Agaricomycetes; Cantharellales; Ceratobasidiaceae
Product: chromosome segregation protein sudA
Exons: 20
Coding region: 1-3627 (1208 amino acids)
Biological process (GO): mitotic sister chromatid cohesion
Cellular component (GO): chromosome
Molecular function (GO): ATP binding; protein binding; cohesin loader activity
Source: RefSeq, a predicted model, not a curated record